Messenger RNA from Ooceraea biroi (clonal raider ant), 2313 nucleotides. Its product is annotated as serine protease snake. Gene Ontology annotation, molecular function: serine-type endopeptidase activity. The record is from RefSeq and is a predicted model, not a curated record. Gene Ontology annotation, biological process: proteolysis. NCBI's taxonomy places the organism in Eukaryota, Metazoa, Arthropoda, Insecta, Hymenoptera, Formicidae.
AAGAGGAUCGCGCUAUAAGAUGGAAUCGAGACUAAUAUUUUAUGUAUUUCUGAUGCGUAAUCUAAUCUACAAAUGACUCCGUGAAUGUAUAAAUAGCACUAUUUCAGAAACAGGAUAUUUUCAAGGAUAUUUUCGCAUUAAAUAUUAAAUACAAUGUGCGUAAGCGCAUUCUUUGAUCAAUAUAAAGUUCCGUUUUGUGAGAAACUUCUACAUUUGGUUUUAAUGAUAUAUACGAGUGAGUGUACGUACGAAUUAAAAAAUUUUAUAUUUUUUAUCAUUUAUAGAUACAAUUUGUGUAAGUGAAUAAUCAUCAUAUAAAAAGGAAAAUAUUUUUUAUCUGAGCGUGGCGCAUAAUUGCGGGAACGCUGACGCAUUGAUUGCGGCUCUCUAACGAAGAAGGCUCUCGAACGCAAUUUUUCUAUGAAGUACUGUCUCGUCAUUAAAAUAAAAUACCUACAUGUUGGAAACGGACGUAGAUGCUUUACGAAGUACACUUUAGGAAAAAUCGGACGGAUACGUCAUUGGUUACAGUUCCCUGUAACAUCGUAUUAACGAGACAUUAAAUAACUCGCGAACGAUCACGUUAUCACGCAAUCUGCACUAUGUUACGCAUUCUCCAUCGUACUUAAAGCGAGAAUUUGGUAUUAAGGCCUUCGAACAAAGGCCUUAAUACCAGAGCUGUCGGUAUGUUGCGCUGGAUUUGCAAUAUGAACGGAGAAUUCAUAAUUGUGUUACUCGUUGCCGUCUUAUUUAGGAAUUCUGCAGCGCGAAAAAGUGAAGAAAGUUAGUGUGACAGUUUAUGACGGCUUAUUAUAUUCGUAUAAUUUGCAAUUCCAGGGAAUCAUUAAUUUCAAAUGUACUUUUGAAUCACAUUUAAAUCUUUAACAUCACGAGCUUUUUAAACUAUUUAAAGUUCAUAUAAUUCUUUUAUUCAACGUGCCAAAUUAAGACUCAAUGUCUCACAACCUUUCGUGCGUAGAAACUUGCUUCAAAAAUUUUUUUGUUACGUAAGACUCAAUAAACAUCACAGCAAGAACGCGUGACUAAUUGUUUAGAGCAAUGGAAAAAUGGGUGCGCGGAGGUUUCUCGGCAGGCACGCAAUUAGACAGUUAUGACGCACAAUAAUAAAUCAAUGAACUAUGCACCUCGUACUACGUUUUAUGUCAUUUCAUGUACUGCGCGUAUAUGAAUGAGCAACAGUAAUUACUACCUUGUUCUCAUUAUUACACCAUGUAACUACUUUGCGAUGACAUCAAUUUCCACUCAUUUCCUGUUACUAUUUUCAUCUUUGCAUAAUUCUCCCACAUUCGCAGAAUGCAAAGAAUACGCCAAUCUGGUUUACGAGGACGAGGCUGCGCCAAUUCUGCGUAUCAACGCCGGCUCAAAUAAAGUUUCUCGCUGUUCAAUUGUCGAAACACCUUUAAUCGUUGGCGGAGUUAGAGCAAAACCCGCGGAAUUCCCGCAUAUGGCAGUAAUCGGUUUCAACAAAGGCGGCGACGUAUUCUGGCAUUGCGGUGGAAGUAUCAUUUCCGAAAAUUUUAUCCUAACUGCGGCGCACUGUCUGGAAUCCCCAGACAAUGGCCCUGCAACCAAAGUGCGAGCAGGCUUGAUCAAUUUAUCAACUCCGGAUGAUGCUAUGCAAGAAAGGAAUAUUGUGGAAAGAAUUAAGCAUCCGGAUUAUAAGGGUUCCGUUAGAUAUCACGAUAUUGCGUUAUUCAAGCUCGAUCGACCGUUGGAAUUGAAUCCACGAGUGCGACCUGCAUGUCUCGAAGCGAGUACGCAAAUAUCAGGCAAAAGUGCCAUCGCUUCUGGAUUUGGAAAAACGUCUUACGAAUCUGACAUUGGUAGCAAUGAGCUAAUGAAAGUCCAAUUGAAUUACAUUUCCGAAGAUGAUUGUAAGAAAAGUUACACCGACGAUCUAGGGAGUCGGCAGAUGCCUCAAGGUUUGAUAUCGAGCUUACUCUGCGCCGGCAUAAUGGAGGGCGGCAAAGAUACCUGCCAAGGUGACAGCGGCGGUCCAUUGCAAAGGGUUCUCGCGGAACCUUACUGCAUGUACAGCAUCGUGGGAGUGACGAGCUUUGGCAAAUUUUGUGCUUUUAAGUUUAUGCCUGCUGUAUAUACCAAAGUCAGUUCUUACAUCGAUUGGAUCGAGAAUACUGUGUGGCCGUAAGAUCUGUGUUCUGGAAAGCUUAAUACACAUUUUGUAACUUUAAUGAUAAUCUUCAAGAAUAAUUGGCGAGAACAGUUCUGUGUAAAACUGAUAGGUCGAUAAUUAAAGGACAUGAGGAAAUAAAACCAUUACAUCGUCGUAUU